AUGACAUCCCAAUCAAUCGUCCUCAUCUCUGGUGCAAAUCGGGGUCUCGGCUACGAAACAGCUAAAAACCUGCUUCUGUCCGGCCGCUACCACAUUAUCAUCGGUAGCAGAGACCGCUCGAAGGGCGAUGCAGCCGCCGCUUCUCUCCGCUCCCUGUCCGGCAUCCAUGGCACCGUGUCAACGGUCCAGCUAGACGUGACGGACGAUCAGUCCGUCGAUGAUGCAAAGGCACGUAUCGAAUCGGACUUCGGUCAUCUGGACGUGCUCGUGAAUAAUGCAGGCAUUUACCUCCUCAACCGGGAAGCUGUCCGCGAUACUCUGCAGCUGACUCUUGAGACCAAUGUCACGGGUGCAGCGAGUUUGACGGAAGCGCUGCUCCCUCUGCUUUUAAAGUCUGCGAACCCCCGGUUGGUCUUUGUGAGCUCUUCCAAUGGGUCAAUGACAUAUAAUCUCGAUCCGAACUCACCACAUGGCGGCACUCAUGCCACGGAGUAUCGCGUAGCCAAAGCUGCACUCAAUAUGCUCUUGGUGCAGUACCAUAUGAAGCUGAAGAGCGUUAGAGUCCUAGGUGCGGAUCCGGGAUUCUGCGCAACUGAUGUCAUUGGAGAUGCGGACGCCUUGCGCAGAAUGGGCGCGGCAGAGCCGGAGGUUGGGGCGCAAUUGAUCGCCUUAGUCGUGAAGGGAGACAAGGACGAUCAGCCAGGCAGAGUUCAUGGCCCUCAGGGCGUAAUACCGUGGUAG
Aspergillus bombycis is the source of this 741-nucleotide messenger RNA. Its product is annotated as short-chain dehydrogenase. The record is from RefSeq and is a predicted model, not a curated record. NCBI's taxonomy places the organism in Eukaryota, Fungi, Ascomycota, Eurotiomycetes, Eurotiales, Aspergillaceae. The transcript has 2 exons. Bases 1 to 741 code for a protein of 246 amino acids.